UUUCAAGAUGAUUAUAGAGCUUGGGACAUUCCAAAAAGUCAUCUUUAUAAACCAGAACAAACUUAUCAUCCCCCUAUUGUGAAAUUUGGAAAUUCAACUACAUUUCAGGAUGACUAUGUUCCUCAAGAGAUAAAGCCUAGGCAAAGCUUUAAACCCUCCUCUGUGGUCAAACAUUCUACAAUCCCUUUUAAUGGUGAUACAAGUCAUCGCCUUGAUUAUAUACCUCAUCAGCUAGAAUUCAAGUUUGAAAGGCCAAAAGAAGUUUACAGACCAAGUGACCAAACUUUUGAAGAUCUCACGACUCACCGGAAUGAUUUUCAGGGUCUUUUUGGUGAAACUGCGAAAAUCUGCAGACCUGCAUAUACCAGAGUGACCCAAAAUCCUCAUUUUGAAGGAAGCACUGAAUUCCGUGAAAGUUUCCAACCAUGGGAAAUCCCACCAGCUGAAGUCAAGAAAGUACCAGAGUAUGCGCCCCCUACAGGCAGCAUGGAGUUAAACAGCACAAGCCAUCUCGACUAUGUUCCUCAUCAGGCCAACCGUGUCAAUCCCAUCAAGCCAGUUUCUCAUAGAAGAAAUAACAGUUUUCCUUUCCAGGGAAAAAGCACCAUGAAGGAAGAUUUUCCAGCCUGGGAAAGUUGUCGUCAAAGACUUAUUAAACAGCAGCAGCAGAUUCCUAACCCAUCUGGAAAAUUUGAAGGGUUGAGCACUUUCAGAUCUCACUAUGUGCCACAUGCACUGAUUCCAACAGAAAGUUGCAAACCUUUAAAUGCUGCUAUGAAGAGCUCUGUUCCAUUUGAUGAUGUAACUAUGUACUCUAUAGAGUAUACACCAAAGAAACAGGAAAUAUGUCCAGCCAGCUAUCCCUCUCCUCCAGGUUAUAUAUUUGAAAAUACAAAUUCUCAAGGUCAUAAAUUCUUCCGCAAGAUCAAUCCUGUAGUGAAGGUCUUCUGA
Messenger RNA from Carlito syrichta (Philippine tarsier), 951 nucleotides. It is a transcript of the gene SAXO2, whose product is annotated as stabilizer of axonemal microtubules 2. Gene Ontology annotation, biological process: microtubule anchoring. Gene Ontology annotation, molecular function: microtubule binding. Lineage: Eukaryota; Metazoa; Chordata; Mammalia; Primates; Tarsiidae. The annotation marks the transcript as partial. Gene Ontology annotation, cellular component: sperm flagellum; axonemal microtubule; cytoskeleton. The record is from RefSeq and is a predicted model, not a curated record. The transcript has a single exon.